AGUUUGCGCCUGUCUCUCUCUCUCCUUUUUCUCUCUCUCCUUUGCAGAUAUUCAGUGCGCAUUUCGUCUUCCUCUCUGGAUCCUGUUUUUGGAGCCCUGUUCAGCUCCACAGUGGAUGAGAGAACCGUGGGAAUUUUUUCAGACUUGGAGAAAAAAAAACCGACUUAUUUGCAGCUGUUAUUGCUCAUCAGGCGUGAAGGAGCAGCAGAGCCGUUUCGUUCAGACCAUGAGCAGUCCACUUGAGAGGGCUGUAGCCCAGAAAAAGGAGGCCAUCGAGGCGGUGAUGGACAUGUUUGAGAAGGGGUCCGAGGUGUUGGCCAGCGCUGUGGGCGAGCUCUUCCCGCUCUGUGAGGCCGCCGCUCCCGUCCUCCGCCUGGCCUUAGACAAUGUCCUCAGCAAAGAGGUCUUCUACGUCAAGGAGCAGUUCCUGGCGGUGAGGAACAAGCUUGACGUGCUCUCCACACAACUGGAAGACAUCGACUGCGAGAUCAAGAAGGGGAGACUGGAUUCCCAGUACUUCUCUGUGGAGGAGAACAUUAGGAACCAGUUUCGGAAGUAUAUGGACAUCUUGGAGGCAAAACCGCAGUUCAGGGAGGUGAAGACCAGACUGUUUGUGGAGCACUUUGCCAAAACCGGAGGAGAGAAGAACCUGUUUGUGCUGUAUGAUGCUCUGAUGGGGACAAACAGCUUUGGAGAGUCCGUUUUAGAGUUAGUGGAAAGGUAUGUAGCGAGGAACCGUCGUCUCCUGGAAGAUUUCUGUGUCCGGAUGAAGGAGCUCUUCUGUCUGGGCCUGAUUGCUCUGCUGGGCCACUGUGCCUUAACCCAGCGCCAAGAUGAAGAAGAUGACAAAAUCCAAGAGUGGAGCAGCAAAAUUGAAGAAGUAGAGUCCAGGAUGAAGACCACCAUCGAGUCGUGCAUCGCUGCUUUCCCAGAGCAAGCAAAACUAGAUGCCAAACACCUCCUGCAAGAAAAGGAAGGCGAUAAUCUGCAAGAUACAACUCAGCAGCUUCUGGAGUUCUUGGUGAAGAAGUAUGAUUGGGUUAGCUGGUCGGUGCGGCUCAUCAACCACUCAGGAAGCACCUACCGGAACUGGAGAGCAGGGGAGCAUUUCCACCACGUGGCGGGGAAGAACUGGUUCGAGGUGCUGCAGGUGAACAACAUCAACCUGGUGGUGUCGUACAGCACCAAACCACAGCCGGUGCCUCAGGGCUGCAUCCAGCAGGCGAUGGAGGGCCAGGGGAAGAAGGGGAACGCCCCGGCCGUGGUGGAGGUGUUGGAGAAGCAGCUGUGUGGGUUUGUUGUUCACGCCGUCAGUCGCCACAAGGAGUCUGCAGCUGCGUGGAGCUUUCCGGAAGACUGUCACUACUGGGAGAGACACAAGAAUGUGGCAGUGUGUGUGCACUCAGAGUGAAGCAGACAGGUGUAAAGAUGUAUGGUUAUACAGAUGAUUAUUAUGGCAAAACAUAUAUAGGUAGAUAUGUUUGGGGGGAAAAGCAAUUAUGUUGCCAAUUAAAUUACACUUAUUUGUGUGUAUAGCAGGGAGACAAACUUAAAAAUGAUUUAAGAUUUGAGUAUUUACAUACACAACAUUCUGUAUUAUAAGUGUAUUGUUAACAGAAUAUCAAUAUUUAAUUUUUGAAAUAUCACAGUUAUCGAUACAUAUACAGUAUAUUGCAUUAAGACACCCCUACUUGAUACAGUCAUGAAUAAAAUUGUAUUGACCAGGUGUACACAUACAUACCUUUCUCUUUGGAACUUUUAUAGAUGUCAAUAAUUUCACCUUUAUUCAGUUGUAUCUGACUGUUGACUGAAUUCUGAGCACCACAUAUCCUUAUGUUUCCAAACACUCAUAAGAAUGAUUCCCAUCAGAUCAAUGCAGUGUGUUGAUUUUAAAUUGGGUAAAACAUGCACUGGUUCCCUAUCAGAAACGAUUUCAUUUAAUCACAAAAGCAAUUUCAUUAGCUUUUUGGGUUGCGUCAACUCUUUAUACAGUAGAUAUUUAAAAUAAAGACAUUUGAUGUUAAUUUAUUUUAUAUUGUAGCUGUUUGAAUAUGAACUGCUUGCAUGUUUGAGCUGUGUUGCUUUGUAUCAAUCUGUAAAUUAUUAGUCACUAACCACUUAAAUAAUAAUGGAGAGUGUCUAUGCUUUUACCUCAGCUGCAUACGGUAAUAAUCCAGUCUCCCAUGAGAAAUGGCUCCUGCACCUACAGCUUUAAAGGGAUGGUUUUGCUGAGGCUGCAUCUACAGAGCUGUGCUCCCAUUUUGUCUCUGCUGAGCAAGCUGGCCUACAUAACUCUGAAAGAGGGGGGGGUUGGGGGGGGCAGAGGUUACUUUUUCAGGCGUGAAAAACAAGAGGCUUGGAGUUUGGCACCGGAGAAUCCACAAUGUGCCUUGUGUUUUAAACACAUUCAAACCCCUCCAACCAAAACAACCAGAACUCACUGGUUACCAAUGCUGUGCCUCAGGUUGUGCAAGGGAUAAGAAGUGAUUUCCUCUGCAAGAUUCUCCAUUUGUGCUUUUCAUUUUUGUAACAUUUGGUGUUAAAUUAUAAAUGAUUUGUUGUUUUCAAUCCUCUGCCAAAUGUGGAUGUUUUUUAUGAUUUAUUUUGUACUAACAACUCACAUCUUUUGAUUAUUUCAUCAAACCACUGUGACUUUUGUCAGUGACUUAAUUGUGCACCAAAGGAUUUUCUCAGAAAAGAGAAAUCUAUCACAACAAAGUAUUUAUUAAUAUAAAAAUGUCAUGUAUUAUUACUUACUACCACAUCAGCUUCAUUAUUCAAACGAUAUGUCAAUAAAAUCAGCGCAUGAUCAAUGUUUACCAUAAUCUUUCUCUGCCAUAUGUCCAGUAAUGACCAAACGCAUAAUAAAUGAAUGUGUA
This is a messenger RNA of Notothenia coriiceps (black rockcod), 2879 nucleotides long. RefSeq lists its product as uncharacterized. The transcript has 3 exons. NCBI's taxonomy places the organism in Eukaryota, Metazoa, Chordata, Actinopteri, Perciformes, Nototheniidae. Bases 116 to 1411 code for a protein of 431 amino acids. The record is from RefSeq and is a predicted model, not a curated record.